Metarhizium acridum CQMa 102 is the source of this 3093-nucleotide messenger RNA. The record is from RefSeq and is a predicted model, not a curated record. Lineage: Eukaryota; Fungi; Ascomycota; Sordariomycetes; Hypocreales; Clavicipitaceae.
AUGUCUCCCUCCGCCGUAUCGCCUCCGCCUUUCUUAGGAGGUUGUCGAGCUCGUCCGCUGACCAAACCCCCCUUUUUGCUUAACCUAGCCGUCAUUUAUAUCAAACACCGCGUCAAUCGUGCCUGGUAUCAGAGCGAACAGUAUUCUACUGAAUACAUAAUACCCGAAGAUGAGAAGGCUCGCGUUCGAGACCGCUUGGUUCCGCUCCUGGCCGCCUCCGAUGGCGCUGUGCGCCAGCAGCUCAUUCCUGUUCUCCAACGCGUCCUGCAAUGCGACUUUCCCAGCAGAUGGCCGCGAUUUAUGGACUUCACUACCGAGCUAUUAAACACGAAUACCCCUAGUUCCGUCCUCGCCGGCCUUCAGUGUCUACUUGCCAUUUGCCGUGCUUUCAGAUACAAGUCAAAUGACACCCAUGACCGCGCACAGUUCGAUACCAUUGUUGAGAACAGCUUCCCACGCUUGCUUGCUAUUUGCAAUGAGCUGGUGAAUCAGGAAAGUGAUGAAGCCGGCGAGAUGCUUCACCUGGCUCUCAAGUCCUACAAGCAUGCCACAUGGCUCGAGCUCUCCAGCCACUUGCGACAACAGCAGGUCAAUAUUGCAUGGUGUACCGUGUUCCUCCAGACCGUAUCCAAGGCUGCACCUGCCAAUGCCAUGCAAGGCGAUUCCUUUGAUCGCGAGAAGCAUCACUGGUGGAAGGCGAAGAAGUGGGCCUUUUUUAAUCUCAAUAGACUGUUCAUCAGACAUGGAAACCCUGCCAGUCCUGGAAAGGGCGAUGAGGCUGCACAAUUUGCCAAGAACUUCAUUGGCACUAUUGCCCCCGAAAUUCUGAAGCACUAUCUCCAGGAAAUCGAGAAAUGGGUGGCCAAGACAUCUUGGCUCAGCCGACCUUGUCUUUCAUACGUUAUCGUAUUUCUGGACGAAUCUGUCCGCCCGAAGGAAAUGUGGACUCACCUCAAAGCCCAUCUUACCAACCUUGUGACGCACUUCAUCUUCCCUGUCAUGUGUCUCUCCGAGGAAGAUGCCGAACAAUUCGACGACGAACCCGAGGAAUACUUGCACCGCAAGCUCAACUACUUCGAGGAAGCAUCUGCUCCUGAUGUGGCCGCCACCAACUUCCUGGUCAACUUGACCAAAAACCGCCGAAAGGAAACGUUUGAAAUUCUCAAAUUUGUUAACGCCGUUGUCAAUGAGUACGAGCAAGCACCUGACGACAAGAAGAACCACAUGGCCAAGGAGGGAGCCUUGCGCAUGAUUGCUACCCUUGCGCCCGUUAUCCUGAGCAAAAAGAGCCCCAUUGCUGACCAGGUUGAGUACUUUCUCGUCCGAUAUGUGUUUCCUGAUUUUACAAGCAGCCAGGGCUAUCUCCGCGCUCGAGCGUGCGACACCAUCGAGAAAUUUGAGCAGCUCAACUUCCAGGAUCAGAAUAACCUGUUGACGAUAUAUCGACACAUCUUGGAUUGCAUGGCAGAUCCCGCUCUCCCUGUUCGUGUUACUGCGGCCUUGGCGCUGCAGCCUCUCAUCAGACACGAUGUCAUUCGCUCUAGCAUGCAACAAAGUAUUCCUACCAUUAUGCAGCAGCUUCUCAAGCUAGCCAACGAAGUCGACAUUGAUGCGCUGGCAAACGUCAUGGAGGAUUUCGUUGAGAUUUUUGCCACUGAACUCACUCCAUUUGCUGUUGCGCUGUGCGAGCAACUCCGCGACACCUACCUUCGCAUUGUCCGUGAGCUUCUCGAAAAGGAGAGCAAGGCCGGUGAAGAUGGCGAGUUGUAUGCAGACUAUGACGAUAAGAGCAUUACCGCUCUUGGUGUUUUGCAAACAAUUGGCACCUUAAUCCUCACUCUGGAAAGCACCCCUGAUGUUCUUCUUCAUAUUGAGGCCGUCCUUAUGCCUGUGAUCAAAGUCACUCUAGAGAACAAGCUUUAUGAUCUGUACAAUGAAGUUUUUGAAAUCAUUGAUAGCUGCACAUUUGCUGCCAAGGGCAUCUCGCCCAACAUGUGGCAAGCUUUCGAGCUCAUUCACACCACAUUCAAGGCUGGUGCCGAAUACUACUUGGAGGAUAUGCUUCCCGCAUUGGACAAUUUUGUUCAAUACGGCACACCGCAGUUAAUCCAGAAACCAGAGUAUAUCCAGGCCCUGUAUUCAAUGGUGGCUGAUAUGUUCACCGACCAAGUUCAAGGCGGCGUUGAACGAAUUUGCGCCUGCAAGCUCGCCGAGGCUAUGAUGCUUAGCCUCCGAGGACAUAUCGACAGCUGUGUUGAAGGCUUCAUUAACAUGGCCAUGGGCAUAUUGGCAACCCAGGAAGUGAAGAUCAAGAGCUACAAGAUUCAUCUUAUGGAAAUGGUCAUCAACUCUAUUCACUAUAACCCACUGCUGACCCUCCAGGUGCUCGAAAAUAAGGGCUGGACAAAUCGCUUCUUCAGCUUGUGGUUUGGUAGCAUGACGUCUUUCAGCCGCGUACAUGACAAGAAGCUCUGCAUUGUCGCAAUCUCUGCUCUCCUGGGUGUCAGUCAUGAGCAGGUUCCGGCAAGUGUGUCUGUUGGUUGGCCACGCUUGCUUCAGGGGAUUACAGAAUUGUUCCGAACUUUGCCCAAUGCUAUGAAGAACCGUGAAGAAGCUUUGCGCGAUGAUUUCCAUCUCGAGACAACCUACGACUACGGCGAAGAGGAUGAAUGGGACGACAACGAGGCCAACUGGAAUGGCGAAGGGGAAGAGAACAACGAGGAAGAGCCUGUUGAAUCUAAGGACGAGAGCAAGGCGUACCUGGAGUUCUUGAAUGAUGAGGCCCAGAAGUAUAGUCGCGCGAUUGAGGAUGACGACGAUGAGCUGGGUGAGGAUAGUGUUCUGCUCGACUCUCCUCUGGACAAGGUCGAACCUUACCAGUUGUUCAAGGCCACUCUUCUAAAAAUGCAACAAGAACAGCCUCAAUUCUACAGCAGCCUUGCUAGUCAUCUUUCAGCCGAGGAACAAAACCUGCUUCAGACGAUUAUGGUGAAGGCUGACGAGGUGGCGGCCCAGCAGGCGCAACAAGCCCAGCAGGAACAGUUGUUGGCUCAGCAGCAGGCGCAAGCUGUUGUUGGCGCUACGGCGAGUUAA